Rotaria sp. Silwood2 is the source of this 3699-nucleotide messenger RNA. Lineage: Eukaryota; Metazoa; Rotifera; Eurotatoria; Philodinida; Philodinidae. The record is from the annotation of a GenBank genome assembly.
AUGAGCGUCGAAACCAAUAAUUCUUCUGUAGUACCAAAACUCGAUAAUCCAUAUACUAUUAUAAAUAAAACUCCAAUCGAAUUUUUCAAAACAUCUUUGCCAAUAUUAACAUAUGGUAAAAAAAAGUCCAAUUCGUCGACAAAGAGCAAAUAUUCUACAUAUCCAGAAGUUGUUCUUUGGGAUACUUUUCAAGAGGAGGUUAAAAAUGUACUAAUUCUUAAAAAUGAUAUAACUGUACAAUAUUUAAUCAAAGCACCACGAUUACGUUCAAAAGUAACUGGUGAAAAAGAAGUUAUUAUUGCUAUUAAUGACAAUGUUUUUGAGCCAUUAUCUCAAUUUCUUGAAAAACAAGAACUAUAUUGUUCGUUUAAAAUUGAUGCUUCAGGUGCACCUGAAAUUAUAGGAGAACCUGACUUUGUUUUUUAUCAUAAUGAAACAGCAAAACUUGUCGGUGAAGUCAAAACAAUCUGGUCUUUUGCAGCACCAGAUAAUUUAGCUGCUGCUUAUCAUCUUGUUGGUAAUACUGUUAGACUUCCAGUACAACAAAUUUUUGGCUAUAUGCGAAUAAAUAAUUUAAAAUAUGGAAUAUUAACAAAUUAUGAAAAUUUCUAUUUUAUGAAACGUGAAAAUAAUGUAUUACAUAUUUCAACAGCAAUAAAAUCAUGUGAUGUUGAUGUAUCAGUUUAUCGUGCAUUAUAUUAUAUUGUGCACUUAUCAAUUGAAGAUCAUACAUGUAGUCCAAAUACAUCAAAAAAUGAUAAUAAAAAUUAUGAUUCCGAUGAUGAUGAAUUAGAAGAAGAUAGAGAAAAAGAAAAUGAUGAUGAUGAUGAUGAUGACAAUAUAGAUUAUCCAAAACGACAGAAAAAACAACAACAAUCAUUAAAUAGAAAAAAACAGAAAUCAUCAAGAUCAAAAAAAUUAAAAUUAACCAAUGAAGUUGUAGGUUAUGGUCGUAACGGUCAUGUAUACAAAUCAUUUUAUGAUAAUAAAAUAUGUGCAACAAAAAUUUGCGACAUAAUAAAAAAUAAAGAAAUGAUAACACGAUUAAAACAUGAAAAACAAUUAUACGCACAUUUAAAAUCAUUACAAGGUAUCAUUAUUCCGAAUCGAAUUACAUCUGGAUAUUUAAAAAAUUUAAAUUGGUUUUAUAUUGUAUGUUAUGAAUUUAGUGGAAAACCAAAAAACUUCGACGAGUACACAUAUGAUGAAAAACAAAUGACAUUACAUGCACUACGUCAAUUACAUUUAAAUAAUGUUUUACAUAAUGAUUUACGCUGCGAAAAUUUUCUUGUCAAUUAUGAUGAUAAUAAUGAUAAACAUAAUCGUACUCAACAACAAGCAAUAGGAGCUUUAUCUCAUAUAGAACGAAUCAUAAAAGAAAAAGCAAAUUUAUUUAUUAAAGAAACACCAAAACGACAUCGUCCACCAUCAUGGACUGAAGAAUUACUUGAUGUUACUAUUCGAUGGUUACUUCGACAAUGUGGAAGAAUUGAAACAGAAUCACGACGAAAAUGUAUUGAACUGGUUUUUAUAUUUAUUUCACUUUUACCUGUUUUUUUUUUUUUAUUUAGAUUUGAAGGUACAAUUAGUAAAGAAAAAAAAACAAGAUUUAAAGCAAAUUUAGCAUAUCAACGAUGUUUAACUGAUAUAAAUGAACAAUUUUCUCUUCCAAUUGUCUAUCAAUGGCUUGAUACAGUUAUUGCUUCAUUAGAUUGUUAUAUAUGGGUAUUUUCACAAGGUUUUCUCAAUCCUCUUCUAUUCCAAGAUAACAAUCAACAAAGUCGUUUAAUUACAUCAUUAUCAUAUUUUAUUUCAAAAAUAUCAAUGAAUACAUUACAUGAUAUUGUUAGUUAUUUUCCAAUUUCAAAUCAAUCAUAUGUAUUUACUCCAAAUGAUGUUCGUCAAUUUAAUAUUGCAAAAUGUACAGUAAUUGUUCGUCUACUUAAUUUUAUUACAGCAAUUUGGUUAAAAUAUCCAUUUGAUAUAAGACGUGCAAUUGAUAAUUCAUUUUAUAGUAAUGAUUUAACAAAAUUAAUUUUAACUUGUGUAUUUAAUCCAACACAAGUUGGAUUUGAUAUUAAUAAUGAAGAAAUUAAUAAAAAAUUACCAGAACGAAUUCUUAUUCUACUCAAAUCAAUGAUAACUCAUCUACCUGAACAAUUAUUACAACCAUUUUAUAGUAAUACACUUCAAAUGACGAAAUCUGACGGAUUAUACAACUUAACAAAGGAACUCAAUAUGAAUCCUGUUCGUUGGUCACUUAUAUUCACUAUUACUCGUGGACUUCGUCUCUUACAUGAUGUUCGAUUAUUACCUAAACCAACUCAACCUGAACAAUAUGCUAAAGAACUUUGGACAACAAUGUUAACAAAAAUAAUUACACAUGAAGAGGAUUGUGAUAAAGCAAAUAUUGUUUUAACUAUUGAUAAUCAACGUGGUUUACAAGCUCUAUUUUAUUAUAUUAUUUAUUUAGGCAUUAAGCCCACUGAAGUUUUACCGUAUUUUUUUCAAUCAACUCGUAUUCAUACUGAUUCUGGUAUGGCAACAGUUGGAAUUUAUUUAUUAACAUUAUUUAAAUAUCAAAUAACUAGUUGGCUUGGUACAACUCCACAUUUUAUUAUAAAUAAUAUUGAUAUACGUCAACAAUGUGGUCGACAAUUUGUUGAUGGUAUAUAUUCAUGUUGGCCAUUAUUUAUUUUAUUUUAUCGUUCAAUAAAUAUUGAUGAUAAAUUAUUAAUUGUUACAUUAUUAACAAAAACAUUUAUUAUUGAUAGUCGUUUAUUAAUAUCACAUGAACAAUUUGAUCAUAUAUCUCAAAUGUAUUUAUCAUUAUUAAUUGAUAAACAAUUAAAUAUAACAUUUAAAACACAUUUACUUGAUUUAUUACCAUUUUUUGUAUCACUUGAUAUUGAUGAAGAUCUAUUAGAAGAUAAACGUAAAAAAUGGUCCGAUGAUUUUUGUCGUACAUUACAUAUAUUUACAGCUGAUUGUUUUCCAUUAAAAAGUAGUGAAUUUCAUAAAGGUACACAAGAAUAUCAUGAUUAUCAAGGUGCAAUAAGAAAAAUUUUAUUAGCACUUGAAUUAUCAUUAUCAUUAUCAUUUAUAUUAUUUGAAUUAUUAAUAUGGAUGUUAUAUUGUAAACAAAAUCAUAUAUUUGAAGAUGAAAUACUUUCAUCAAUAAAUCGUUUUAUAAUUAAAUUAAAUGAUCAUAAUAAACAAAUUAAUUUACUUGAUUAUAUUUAUUCAAUAUUAUUUGAACAAAAUUCAUUAUUUCGUAUCGAACAUCGUUUAAAUGCAUUACAAAAAUUUAUAUUAAAAAUGUUAACAUCAGUUCAAAAACAAACAUUAAUUGAAUUUUAUAAAAUAUAUAUAUCAACAUUUGUUAUUGAACAAUUUGAUAUUAAAAUUGAUUUAACAUCAUCAAUAAUAACAUCAAUAUUAAUUAAUAAAAUUUUUACAUAUCGUUUUAUUGAUUAUAUGUAUACAAUAUUAAAUAAAGAUGAUAUAUUUGGUUUAAAUUCUUCAAUUGCAAAAAUUUUUUAUCAAACAGUUAAAAAACAAGAAGAAGCAAGAAAAAUAUUAAAUAUUGAAAUACCAAUAACAACUAUUAAAAUUGGUUCAACAAUGGAUGGAAAAGAAUUAACAAAAUAUAUUAUUGCACGUGCACGUGCACAAUUUAUUGAUGGAAAAAAUAAUUAA